AUGCGCGUCCACCUCACCGCGGCCUCUUCGGUCGUGCUCGAGGACGUCGGGUACUCGCUCGAGUUCCGCUCGCGAGCUGGCUCGCCGGGCGCCGUCGAGGUGCUCUCGUACCCGCCAGGCUCGACGGCUCAGCCCUCACUCGACCCGGACGAGCACUUCAUCGAGGCGUUUGGCUGCCUUGGCCUGGUCAACCUCGACGGCAAGAGCUAUCUUCUCGUCCUCGUGCCUCCUGUCGAGCUCGCCACCCCGAACGAGCCGGGCAUGAACGUCGAGCGCGUCGACGAGGUCCUGUUUUACUGCAUCGACGACCUGCGCGAGAGGGCGACGGCCGACCACCCGUCGCACCCGUGCCACCACCUUCGCCAGGUCCUCGUCGACGGCUCGUUUGCCUACUCGAAGACGACCGACCUCACGAGCCGGCUGCAGACCCGCAUUCACGUCCAGCAACAGCGAGCCGACGCGUGCGCGCCGUCCUCGAGGCGCGACGACCAGACGCCGACCACCGUCCCCCGACACGAGCGCGGCACUCUCGAUUACACGUGGAACGCCUACCUCCUCGAGCCGCUCCACCUCCUCCGACUGUCGCUCGGCCCGACCGCCAAAGCCGCGUUCGACUCGCGCUCUUUCAUGCUGUCGGUCGUGCAGGGCUACUACGGCGCGCGAGACGUCCACGUCGGCGCCGAGAAGGUCACGCUCAGCGUCAUCAGCCGGCGAGGGUGGGGCAGGGCCGGGACGAGGUUCAAGAAGCGCGGGAUCGAUGGCGAUGGGUCCGUGGGCAACUUUGCCGAGACCGAGACGAUCCUCGAGACGUCCUCGCACAUCGUCUCGUUCGUCCAGCUUCGCGGAAGCGUCCCUUUGUACUGGCAAGAGCGGCCUCGCCUCGUCGGCGCCGUCAAGCUUGACAUCUCGCAGCCGCUCGCCGACCUCUCGCUCCCGCCCUUCCUCCGCCACAUGCGGUGGGCCGUCAAGACCUACGGCCGCGUGCACGCCCUCUCGUUCCUGUCGGACAACCCGAACGAAUCGCUCGCCGCCGAAGCCGCGCUCGGCUCGGCCUACGAGCAGCUGUGCGCGCUCGGCCAGGCGCAGAGCAAGCGCCUGCGCGAUGGGCUCGUGUUCGAAAAGUACUCGAUCCACAAAGCCCAGGUGCUGUCGAGCGGCGUCGAGAACAUGCCGCACGAGAUUGGUCGAGACGUCGACGAGCUUCUCGACGAGUACGGCGCGACGACGGCCAGUUUCGACGAGACGUCGGGCCACUUCGUUGUCGAGACAGAGCAGCAGGGCGUCUUCAGGGUCAACUGCCGCGACUGCCUCGACCGCUCGAACCUCGGCGAGUUCAGCAUCUCGGCCUCCAUGCUCGACAAGCAGCUCGCCAAGCUCGGGCUACCGCCGCUCGAAGGCAGCCAACUUGAGAAGGCUCACCGUGAGCUCUUCUCGGCCAACGGCGACGCUCUGUCGCAGAUCUACGCCGGCUCGCGCGCCAUGAACUCGUCCUUCAUCCGGACGGGCAAGGUGACGCGCGCGCAGAAGUUCGAGAACGCCGAGGCGUCCGAGCUGCGGUACGGCCAGUUGAAGGACCGGUCGUGGGCGCCGCAGCUCGUGCUCGUCGAGCCACCGGCAGCCUCGUCCAGCAUGCCCUCGCCGACGCACACCGACACGGACUCGGGCUCGCUCUCGGACCUCGACUUGGACAUCUGA
Molecule: messenger RNA, 1695 nt
Organism: Rhodotorula graminis WP1
Lineage: Eukaryota; Fungi; Basidiomycota; Microbotryomycetes; Sporidiobolales; Sporidiobolaceae
Exons: 8
Coding region: 1-1695 (564 amino acids)
Biological process (GO): phosphatidylinositol dephosphorylation
Cellular component (GO): endoplasmic reticulum
Molecular function (GO): phosphatidylinositol-4-phosphate phosphatase activity
Source: RefSeq, a predicted model, not a curated record